This is a messenger RNA of Hylaeus volcanicus, 4729 nucleotides long. RefSeq lists its product as uncharacterized. NCBI's taxonomy places the organism in Eukaryota, Metazoa, Arthropoda, Insecta, Hymenoptera, Colletidae. Bases 110 to 970 code for a protein of 286 amino acids. The record is from RefSeq and is a predicted model, not a curated record. The transcript is spliced from 5 exons.
CAGUGUGUCAAGAGCAUAUGUCCGGUGAUUUCGUUGAGGAGUCGAUCUCGCGUAACGGGACACGUUCGAUCGCGAGCCAGCCGAUCCCAGUUCGACGGGCUAUAAGAAGAUGUCGCAGAAGGGACACGACGUCAGUGCAACGUGCGAAAACGACAUGUCAACGUCGAAAAGCAGCUCCUUGUUGCGGCUGAACCAGGAGGAUCGUCGCGUUUCCGCUGAUUGGCAGGACCAGGACACCGAUUCCGAGAUCAGCGAGACCGAUUUCCUCACGAAGGGCGCCUUCCUGCUGACCCCGAGCCACGAGCUCAGCAUCGAGAAAGCCGCCACCAUUUGCGAGAAAAUGAACUUUCGCGGCGCGUUCUCCUUGACGAAGACGGCAACCGGUAUACUCUUCAAGUUCAGCAACAUCGACGAUUUUCAGGCGGUCUACAAAAAGGGCUUCCACAAAGUCACCGGGGCACGGUUCUACAAGAAGGUCGCCAUACCCUGCAGACCCGCAAAGACAUUCACCGUCUGCGUUUUGGACGUACCUGAAGAAUUACCCGAGGAGGAUAUUAGGCACGCCCUGUACAAGUAUCGGUCCAUAGUCGAAGUUACGCGGCUGCCACUCAACACCGGCACCGUUCUGAAAGCCAUCAACGACAAGCUGAAAGCCGACACUCACAAUCAGAACGAGCCGGCGACGAUUUACACGGGGCCACCCGUUAUAAGGGUUACUCUGGCCAGCAUGGAGGAGACCACGAUGCUGUUGAGUCGCGGACUGGAUUUUUAUGGGGCCACAUAUUUCCCCACCGAAACGCUCCACCCAGCUGCUCAACCCUUCGCCAAAUACAAAAACAACAGGUGGCUCGAGCUGGCAGCCAUCGGCGCCGGACAAAGGGUCAGGGAUCUACUUCCGGUGUUCGACAACGCUGGCUUCAACAAAUUGUCACCUCCGGCCAGCAGGCUGAUAAAACCGCAGAAAAACUGACGCAUCCCUCCGAUUUCUUUCAACCCAUCCCUCGAAAUUCCACGGAUUCCUCACUCGUCCGACGACGAUCAACCACCGCUGAACUCCAUCGAACUCGGGCCGGGAGUAUCAAGGAACAAUUCAGGAGGAUCAACGCUAAGUCGAGACGAGCAGGGAAUUCCACGCUCGUGGUAACGAAACCAUUUCGGGGUAACGCUGUCUUAAUUUGACGACUCUACACAGUUGUUAGACUAACUCGAUAAUAAGCCAGGUAGAACGAUCUCGGCUUGAAACUUUUUAAUGGAUAGAUUUUUGGUUAGCUGUACUCUUCGUAUGGUAGUUGUAUUUUAUCGUCUUUAAGUUUUGCGCGUCGACGACAAAUCUUUUGGAGCUGGAAACACAUGUCCAUAUUUUGAGUUGAUGACAGCAGAGCUAUUUUAUUUAAAAUAACAAAUUUAUUUUAAAUUAAAAUUUUUGUUAGAACUUUAUUUUAUCCUUGAAAAUAGAACUUAUAUCUUGGUCUUUAUACAUCCAUAAAUUCGCUAAUAUAUUUUUUAAAUAAUAAAUGGUUGGAAAGUAGGACUAUCAGAUGGACUUGUAGUCCAUAACUUGAGUUGUUGAGUUGACAUCUUGAGAUUUUUCUGCUGGUGAUAACUACUGUUAUAUGUUUAAAUAUCAUAGCCUGCGAUCAGGAAAUUUAGGUCUCAAAGAGUUACAGAGACAGUUCUACACGGUCUGUUAUUUCUUCCAUAAAAGAUGUUCCUAUUUUUUCCAUUCAUAUUUUUGUUUAUAAAAGACUAAUAUUUAACUGCAAUGAUAAAACGCUGUUCCUAUUCAAGCUUCGGCAUACAAGUUGUAGAAUAGAACAUUUACUAAACGAGGAAAACUUUGAUCUGGAAACUGUGAAAAGAAUAAUACGUGAAGACAGAAUUUAUUCGCUUUAACGUGAACUUUUCAUUGAUAAGAACGCUUUCACCUAUGUAUAUGAAGUUGCAUUUAAAGGUAUUAAUGUUUUAACAACAACGAUCGAUGAGUCUUUUUAACGUUGUAUUAACGGAACUUCACACUUAUUUAGACAGUAGUAAAUUAAAAUAUUCAUGAAUAAAUAUUAUAAUUUAAUAAACAGAGAAGCAUUAAUAGUUCUAUUGCUUCAUUUCCCUUCCAUCUCGAUUCUUUUCAGUUACGAUUGCUGUAUAUUUAUUACUACUGUGCUUAGAACAAUAUCGAAUUUUCUUAAUUGAGAAAUUCAACCUGAUAACUAUAGAGAUACAAAUUUAAUAAUGAUAGCGUUUCAUGGUAUACACCUUCAUGUUUAAAAAAAAAAAAAAACGGCUGUAAUGGAAGGUUGAUGAGCAAGAAACUAGAUAGAACCACGAAGAUUAAUAACAGAUAAGCGGUGUAUCAAAAAGAUGUAAUAGUACGAAACUAACGAGAGGGAGUCGAAGGCCACGAAACAGCAACACUGCAGAGAAAGAUCGUAAAAAGAUUAUGAACGAAGAGGUCAUAGAAAAAAGGUUAAGGAGUAAGAAGAAAAUGUGCAAACGAAAAAGGCGAAAAGGACGAGGGAGAGGGAAUACAUUAUAUCUACGAAUAUUCAGAAUACAACAUAAAGAUAUCCAAGAAAACAGGUAUAAAACAGUGCCCAUCGUGUGUGAAACGAUGAAGUGGAAAAAGAAGUGGCCGCGAACGCGUAAAUCAAGCAAAACGGCCAAAAAGUUCGGUAAAAGGUCGCAAGAAUCGCCAAGAAAACAUAAAUCAGGAAGAAUUUCUCGAAAGAUCGAUAAAAGGUCAUAAAGAUAGCCACGGAUAUCAUAAAUUGCGAGAAAUUACCAGCCAUUCGCGGAAUGGUUCCAAAAAAUGAACGUUUAAAUGUGACGGAGGAAGUAAUCACAGAAUGCAAGAGAAUAUCCAUCGAAAUGGAGAAUAUGGAGAAUAGAAAGCCUAUGUAAGAAGAAAAUGCUCACGUAAAAUCGUGGAGAGGUUCCAAGAAAUGAAAGCUUAUAGUCGUGGAUGAAAUAAUCAGAGAAAGCAAAGAAAUAUCUAUCAAGAUGAAGAAUAUGGAGAACAAGAAGUUUAUGAUAAAAAGAAAAAAGGGCCAAGAAACUGGCCACGAAAAUAAAAAGGAAGUCGUGGGGAAUAUCUGUCGAAUCGACGAAUGGAAGGCGCGAAAUGGUCACAGGAAGUCAAGCACAGGAAAAUGAAAAGAAUCGAGCACGAGGAACAGGAGAAAGGAACGGCCACGGAAACGAAGAACAGCAGUCACGGCAACUUGACGGGGGCGCUAUAACUAUAAAUGUAAAGUUUGCGUACGCAUCGUUAGUACCAUUGCCAGGCCCGCAAUAAUCGUUGCUGCCAGGCUACGACGUCGCUCGGGGGUUACUAACUACUAAUUGUUACCAACUUAGCGAAACGAAGAAUUCUCCGGGCUGUCCUCUCUCGCUUUUUCUCGCUUUGCGCGUUACUUCUCCAGAUUAAAGAAAUGUUGCGUUUAACACUCUCUGCCCUCGACGAAAUGCCUCGGCAUUUACGUUUCCACGGAGUCGGCGUGUUUCGAAGGAGAGCAGACGACGAUAACUGGUGCUGCAAGUUUCGCGAUUACGCGCUUUUCUACGAUUUAUUUACAAAGAGAUUGGAAACUGCCGACUGUUUCCAUAUUAUCGAUGGUUUUGUGGUUAAAAUUGGCGCUUUUAUAAUUUUUUUUUCUAUGAAAACAUGUAGUAAGUUAGUCUCUUCUAGUAAAUUUUAUUUAAUCCUCCGAGGUCACAUGCUCUGGAAAUAACGCGUCGGUCACAACACAUAAAAAUUCAGGAUAUUAGUCUGAACUCUUCAAAAUGAGAAUAUCGUGGCAACAAAUUUUUAUCAAAUUUUCAAAAUGGCGAAAAAAAAUCAGCAAGGAAGCAAUGCGUAAAAAAACACUUUUUACUAAAAAAAAAAAAAAAAAAAAAUCAUAACUCUGGCAAUUUUUAAUAUAUUUUCAUAAAAUUAAUAACUUGUAGUGAUUCUAGCUUAAAGUUGCGCUCGGGGUCAUUUUGAAGGGUUAAAAAUGUGUACUGUCGAUUGCAUUCAUAAUUGCACAAAUAAAGACGAAACUUUCGAAAUUCGCCUGAAAGCAAAUAAGUUAAGAAGACAGGGGCGAACACUGUACUCCCGGCAAAGACUGGCGCGCGGGAUGAUUUCGUUGCACGAGUCACGUGCGAAAAUUGUCACUCGACGCCGACAGAAAUACCGUGGCACAUUUUCAGACCGCCCUGCGUCGACGGAGAUACACGAGCGAGAUACGGGGCAAUAAAGAACCGCGAGGGGUGACGCGAUAGAGACGAAGCACCAUCGGCGAUCCAUCGAGAUAAAUCCCGAACGCGCACACCACCGCGAAACUAGAAAUCAGUGUAAGUGAAAAAAGCGUAAGUCGCGGGGAAAAUCGAGGGCAACGGGUGACACGGGGAACAGCCGACGGAAACGUUACGUAGGGAUGGUCGGGAGAUCCAGGGACGACAGCGGAUGGACAAGAAGACGAAAAGCGACAGGAGGAAUGACGAAAGAGGGAAUCUUAUUCGCGACGAGCCGUGGGCGCGGGGGUUAUAAGUAAUAGUCGUGGAACGCUAUUACGUCCUGCUGCGCCCUCGUUGGGGAACGGGGGGGUUAUAUUACAACGUAAUACCAGAAAGGGUGGUCGCUGAGGGGCGGCGAAUGUCAGCUGCGCGAGAGGGAGAGGGGCCGGAAGAGUCGGUGUACGACGUUUCGGGAUUGUUCGACUUGCCAAACGCUUUUAACCCCGACGUU